UAUCAGCACAUCCAGAUCGCUACAGCUCGCAGAGUGGGACGAAAUGUAACCAAACACACGACAACGUUGUACCUGUUUAAAGGAGCCGUUGUGGUGCCACCAACCAACUCACCUAUUAUUCAAAGUAAAACCUUCAUCGCUUUGAUCUUGAACGGGAAAUAUUUAAAGUGGUUUCAUAAAAAAGGAACUGAGAAAGGGUUUGACAAGUGAAGACUGUACGUUUGUGGGACUCUGGCAGCGUUUACUCGGCAAAGAUGCUAUAAGAGGUUAACAAGAUGAGAAAAACAAUACCUGCAAAUUAAGACCAGCUGCUCAAGACGUCUAUAGAAGUGGUCCAUCAGACGAGAAUGGCUUGAUUUUUUUUUGUGUGAACAAUGGCCAGCUUUUGACAGCAGCACUCAUGCUUCAGGGAAAGAAAAAUAAAGUUUGCUGCGUCUGAUUUGGAUAUUGUAUUCUGAGACUCGUCUAUAUUGUUAUUAGUCGGCAAGACCACCUGUUUGGUUUGGCAUAUUCACCAUGGCCAAAGUGAUCCAAAAGAAGAAUCACUGGACCACCAAAGUUAACGAGUGCGCGGUUCUCAAAGACGCUCUGGGUGACUUGAAUGUGCCAUUGCUGGGUGGUGCAGAGAACGGAGAGUUCGCCUACAUCGGACAAGUUAACGAGGAUAUCGUUAUUUACAAAAAUGGAAAAUUAACAGAGGGGGAGUUGAUAUUGGAAGUAGAGAACCUAUCGAUCUCUGGAUUGCCUCUGUAUGAUGUACAGACAGUGAUAAAUAAUUGCAAAGGUCCCAUCAGAUUGAAAACAGUCAGACAAGGAACCAAGCUAAAUAAGGACCUGAAGCACUAUCUGAGCCAACGCUUCCUGAAGUCCUCCCAGGACCACGAACUGCAGCAGACCAUUCGAGACAACCUCUACCGCCAUGCUGUGCCUUGUACAACCCGCCCCCCACGUGACGGCGAGGUCCCUGGAAUAGAUUACAACUUCCUGCCUGUGGAGGACUUUCUGGCUUUGGAGCAGAGCGGGACCCUUCUGGAAGUAGGAGCAUAUGAAGGUAACUAUUAUGGAACACCCAAGCCGCCAAGGCAGCCCCCUAGUGGGAAAGUGAUUACCAGAGAUGCUUUGCAAGACAGCCUCCCGGGCUCCCAGCACUCCACUCCCCGACGCACCAAGUCCUACAAUGAGAUGCAAAAUGCUGGAAUAGUGCCUGUAGACCUGGAGGAGGACGAGGAACUCCCGGAGAUGAACAGUAGUUUAACAGGAGACUCGAGUGAACCUGACGAACACCCCUACGCCCCGCGUGAGAACGCCCCGUCCUACGGUGUGAACAACACAUUGUCAUCCACCACGGAGGACUCUCAGCAGACACACAUACACCUCAGCCAUCCUCCCACAGAAGAGGACCCCCUGGGACCUCUAACUGACAACUGGGAGAUGGCCUACACUGAGAACGGAGAGCUCUACUUUAUAGACCACAACACAAAAACCACUUCCUGGAUCGACCCACGCUGCCUGGACAAGCCUCCCAAACCUCUGGAAGAAUGUGAAGAUGAUGAAGGGGUACACACAGAAGAGCUGGACAGUGAGCUAGAGCUGCCAACAGGCUGGGAGAAAAUAGAUGACCCAGUCUAUGGUGUUUACUAUGUGGAUCACAUUAACAGGAAGACCCAGUAUGAGAACCCUAUACUGGAGGCUAAGCGGCUGAAGCAGCUCGAGCAACAGCAGCCACCAGAAGAAUGGAUAGAGGACGCCACCCUGGCUGGUGCCCCGCUAGCCAGCUAUACUGCCAACCACCAGGAAACCUACAGGGAUCCCCAGGCUGGACCCCCACUGCCACCCCUCAUCGGGCCCAAACGAGGGAAGCCCUUCUUCACGCGGAACCCAGCAGAGCUAAAGGGAACCUUCAUCAACACCAAACUGAGGAAGAGCCACCGGGGGUUCGGCUUCACCGUAGUCGGAGGCGAUGAGCCUGAUGAGUUCCUUCAGAUCAAGAGUCUGGUUUUGGACGGGCCUGCUGCCCUCGACGGCAAGAUGGAGACAGGUGACGUGAUCGUGAGUGUCAAUGACACGUGCGUGCUAGGCUACACCCAUGCCCAGGUGGUGAAGGUCUUCCAGUCCAUCCAUAUUGGCUCCAUGGUCAACCUGGAGCUGUGCCGCGGCUACCCCCUUCCUUUUGACCCCGACGACCCCAACACCAGCAUGGUGACCUCCGUGGCCAUCGUGGACAAGGAGCCCAUCAUCGUCAAUGGCCAGGAUAGCUACGACUCCCCGUCCAGCCAUGGCAGCCAUACUGGAGGCCCCGUUAAUGGCAUGAGGGAGUCGAGACCACACAGCCCCUCCUCCGCCGAGGUGGCGUCCAACAGCUCGCACGGUUACCUCAGCGACUCUGUGACGCUGGCGUCAUCCAUAGCGACGCAGCCGGAGCUGAUCACAGUGCACAUGGAGAAGGGAGACAAAGGCUUUGGAUUCACCAUUGCAGACAGCCCUGCAGGGGGAGGACAGAGGGUCAAACAGAUAGUGGACUACCCCCGCUGCAGGGGCCUGAAGGAGGGGGACAUUAUCGUGGAGGUGAACAAGAGGAAUGUCCAGAGCAUGAGCCACAACCAAGUGGUGGACCUGCUCAGCAAGUGCCCCAAAGGAAGUGAGGUCAGCAUGCUGGUGCAGAGAGGCGGAGGGGUGGCACCUGCAAAGAAGAGUCCAAGGCUGCAGUUAGCGAGGAAGGACAGUCAGAACAGUUCUGUGUCCAGCCACCGGAGUACCCACACUGACUCCCCUGUGCACACGUCCCUGGCCCCCCCUCUCAGCAAGAGUAGCCCCCCACCCCCUUCCCAGCCCCUGCCCGGCUUGCCUACCCAGGACCCCCAGGCAGACGGGACCGUUCACAGGAAACCGGACCCCUUCAAGAUCUGGGCCCAGUCCAGGAGCAUGUAUGAAAGUAGGCUGCCUGACUUCCAGGAGCAGGACAUCUUCCUGUGGAGAAAGGACACGGGCUACGGGUUCAGGAUCCUGGGAGGGAACGAGCCAGGAGAACCGAUCUACAUAGGGCACAUAGUGAAAUAUGGGGCGGCGGAUGAGGAUGGACGCCUGCGUUCAGGGGAUGAGCUCAUCUGUGUGGACGGCACGGCAGUGAUGGGCAAGUCUCACCAGCUGGUGGUACAGCUGAUGCAACAGGCCGCCAAGCAGGGUCACGUCAACCUCACCGUGCGACGCAAGACCGGCUACGGAGUGUCUAAAGGGGAGGGCGAGGUGCCCCCAUCCCCAGCCUCAUCACACCACAGCAGCACCCAGGCCCCCUCCUUGACUGAGGGGAAGCGGACCCCCCAGGGCAGUCAGAACUCCCUCAACACGGUCAGCUCUGGCAGCGGCUCCGGCAGCGGCUCCACCAGCGGCAUCGGCAGCGGGGGCGGCGGAGGCUCAGGGAGUGCUGUGGUCAACACCGCCCUGCAGCCCUAUGACGUGGAGAUCCACCGCGGGGAGAACGAGGGCUUUGGAUUCGUCAUCGUCUCCUCCGUGUCCCGACCCGAGUCUGGCACCACCUUUGCUGGAAAUGCAUGUGUGGCCAUGCCCCACAAAAUAGGGCGUAUUAUCGAGGGGAGCCCUGCAGACCGCUGUGGGAAGCUGAAGGUGGGAGACCGUAUCCUGGCUGUCAAUGGCUGCUCUAUCACCAACAAGUCCCAUUCGGACAUCGUCAACCUGAUCAAGGAGGCCGGGAACACUGUCACGCUAAGGAUCAUUCCCGGAGACGACUCCUCUAAUGCAUCACUACUGACCAACGCUGAGAAGAUCGCCACUAUAACAACCACUCACACGCCCCAGCAACAAGCUGCACCUGAACCCAGAAACAACACCAAACCAAAACAGGAGUCCUCUUUUGAGUUCAAAUCCCCCCAGGCCCCUCCUCCCCCCGCCCCAACAACACAACCUCCAGCCCAGGAUGCUGCGUUCUACUCAGUGGACUUGGAGAGGGAGAACAAAGGUUUUGGGUUCAGCCUGCGAGGAGGUCACGAGUACAACAUGGACCUGUACGUGCUGAGGCUAGCCGAGGACGGAGCGGCCGUACGCAACGGCAACAUGAGCGUGGGAGAUGAGAUCCUGGAGAUCAACGGCGAGAGCACCAAGGGCAUGAAGCAUGCCCGUGCCAUUGAACUGAUAAAAGAUGGUGGCCGCCACGCCCACCUGGUCCUCAAGAGGGGUGACGGCUCGGUGCCUGAAUAUGACCCCAGCAUCGACGGUGCCGGCCCAGCCGCAGGGGUACAAAACGCUUCGGAAGUGAGCACCCUGCCCCACAACAACACACCAUCGGACACCAACACACCAGACCCUCACAAACCAUCACGGAGCAAGGACAAGAAGGGCCACCACCAUUCCAAACACAGACACCGCUCCCCGGACAAGAAGAGCAAGAGCAAGGGAGGGUUGUCUGGGGAGACAGGGGCCUCCUCCAAUCAGUCCAAGAGAAAGGGCGACAAGAGCAAGAGGUCUGGUGGGGAUAACCACGGCACUCACCAACACCACAGCAACAGUAGCGGCCACCGCCACCGGAGACACCGCUCCCCUGAUAAGGGUCGUAGCCGGGCCCGCAGCGCAGAGAAAACCCUGGACAGUAGACAAAGCCAAGGGCACAGAGAGAGGGAAGGCCGCUCCCCUGACCGGCACCACACCCACCGCCAGCGCUCUCCCUACAGGUCCCCUCGGCGCAAUCGGUCACCCUAUGGCCACCGCUCCCCCUACGCUCACCGGUCACCCUAUGGUCACCGGUCACCCUACCGCUCACGCCACCACUCCCCCACCCGCUACCACCGCACCCAGUCAUCAGACCCCUACCGGCAGCCCUCCCCAUACAGACUGAGGGGCCAGGAGCCAGAGAGGCCCAACGUGGGGGUAGCACCAGUGCUGAGGAAGCCUCCUGGCCCUGUGCCCAGCCCCUAUCGUGAGGAGAGUGUGCUGCGGGAGCCUCCAGCCCUGGACCGGCUCAACAGGGAGGCCACGCUGCUGAGGGAGUCCAGGGAGGAGCGCCUGUUUGAGGAGGAUAGCCUUCUGCUGAGGGCCUCCACCCUGGAGCGUGACUACAGAGGAGAUGGCCUGUUAUCUGCUGCUGCCCGUGGCCAGAGAGGAGAGACCAUGCCCAGGGUCCGUACCCCCGAGUCCGACAGCGCCUACAAGAGGUACAGCUCACUGCUGAGGGGCCGCUCGCCUGAGAGGAUGGAGAGAGAGGCACGCUACGCCCCCAGAGAGGAGUCCCCAGACCCCCGCUACAGAGUCCGGAGUCUGGGCCGAGACAUCUCACCUGUCAGGAGCUUCAUAGAGCUGGAGGAGGAGGAGGGAGCAACAGCACCUAGGCUGAAGGAGUCUUACAGCACACUCAAGUCUGACAUCAGCCGUGCUUCCAAAGCGCCCCCGGAGCCCAAGCGGAAGGCUUACAAAGACAGCCCCAAAGAUCUGAGCAUCUGAUGGGACGUCUGCUGUAACACAACCAGCCCCCCCCUCUCACCGCCCCACGGCACCAUGGUUCCUUCUCACCACUCAGCUCUACUCUUCACACAACAGAACACACCUGGACCCUGGAUGAACCUAAAUUAUUGAUUAUAUUACAUUCCUGCGUUCCUACUAGACAGUGAUUCCAAAACCUACAAACUUUUAAUGGCAGAAGUACGAUAUCUUAUUUUGUUCCUUUUAGUUUUUUUGGGGUCGUUUUUUGUCAUUUGGUUAAGCAUCGAGAUGUGUCUCAGAAUUUUACAGAAAAUGUAAAACCACAAAAAACAAUGAUGUGCCUAACAGUUCCAUUAAUGAGCGUAUUUUUGUUUUGUUUUUGUUUGAUAUGAGACGGCCGUUUUCUCAGCCAUCUGUCUGAUGGCUGGUAUGUAUUUUUCCACUGAGCCCAAGGAGGCAGGCAGCACACAGUUCCAGUGACUGGUGCCACCCACACAGAUGCUGUGCAUGUCUUUUUUCUUUCUCUCCCCCAGUGCCACUGUUUUUUAGACAUUUGACCAGACUAUAGCACAAGCCUGCAUUUGUUUGUAUAUUUUUGACUGCAGUAUGUGUACAUUGAUGGGAUCAAAACAAAUUAAGGGAAAAUAAAGUUCAACUACGAUGGUGAUGAUAAUGUUAAAAUAAAAAUAAUAUAUUAAACAUA
This is a messenger RNA of Salmo salar (Atlantic salmon), 6130 nucleotides long. Its product is annotated as membrane-associated guanylate kinase, WW and PDZ domain-containing protein 1. Gene Ontology annotation, biological process: signal transduction. Gene Ontology annotation, cellular component: cell-cell junction; cytoplasm. Gene Ontology annotation, molecular function: protein binding. The record is from RefSeq and is a predicted model, not a curated record. Lineage: Eukaryota; Metazoa; Chordata; Actinopteri; Salmoniformes; Salmonidae.